Molecule: messenger RNA, 2786 nt
Organism: Microcebus murinus (gray mouse lemur)
Lineage: Eukaryota; Metazoa; Chordata; Mammalia; Primates; Cheirogaleidae
Gene: EFHB
Product: EF-hand domain family member B
Molecular function (GO): calcium ion binding
Source: RefSeq, a predicted model, not a curated record
CAGACUCCUUCUCCCUUUCCUCUGUGAGUUCUGCUAAGUGUUAAGAGGCAGGCAGGAAGCAGUGGGCAAGGAGUCCGAGUGGGAAUGUGUUCUUUCGUGAGAGUGGGGUCUCCCAAAGUGCUGGGGCGCCCCAGGGGAUUGGAAACUUCCCUCCAGCCAGGUACAGCUUUCCCCUUAUAGGUGCCUUUGGAGGGCUGAAGGUGUCUGAAGGAAAACCUCCCCUGAGCAUGGAGGUCACACUCACUCAGGAGCAAAAGGAUGAUUUAGGAGACAGGAGGGUCUUCAUGGGACCACGGUCUCCAGUUGAGUUGGGGCUCCGGGUGGGAUUAGGAAAAGAAGAUUCCUCAUGGCGGGAGAGGCCUGUGGUUAGUAAUAAAUAUGAGGAAACGAGGGCACCACCAGAAACAAAAUCUCCAUUGAGGAAGGAACUCGAAAUACGAUCAAAAAGGCAGAACUUUUCUAGGCCCCGCACGGAGAGGGGUAAUUUCGGAGUCAACUCACAGGGAACAAAACCUUGUCUGGAUAUAUUGCCAGGAAGAAUGGGGUUAGAAAAUGAGUAUCUUCUGGCAGGGCGUAACCGUGGAAGGUUACAGGCUCCCUUGGGCAUGGCGAGUGGAAGUCCACAGGAUGUAGGGUACGGGAGAUGUCCUGCGGCUAGUGGCCCUGAAGGGAUAGAGGCAUUAGUGGAAAAGCAGCAUGCUUUGGAUGUGGAACCAAGACAGGAACUAGAAAAAGAGCCUACCUGUAUUGCGAUGAAACCAAGCCCAGAGAUUAAGCCUCCUGUGGAGGUGGACAUUGGGCUGCCCCAAACAGAGGAGCCAGAUGAAACUAAGAAUACAGAGCUCCAGAUGGGCUUGGUAGUAGAACCACCCCAGUGCCAGUUUGCCCAACAUCCUGAAGAGAAAAAGAAAGCUGGAAACAUUGAACAAGGAGUGGAACCUCCAGAUCGCAUCAGACCCAUAUACACUGGGAAAUUUUUUGAUCGGACACCUUGCUGGCCAAGUGCAGGGAAAGUCAUUCCAGUUGGUUACAGACUUGCAACCUGCUUGACUGAAAAACUUCCCAGGCUAAUUACUCCACCCGAGGCAAAAAAGUAUUUCAACUUCAGAUAUCCACCUGCCGGAGCAGAAAGAGUAUUUUAUGGUAGAGCAAAUGAUCCCCAAAUCGCACGUUCCUUGACACAUGGAAAAAAAUAUAAAAUUACAAUACCGGCAAGUACAGUGAUAAACCCACAGCCUAUGACCGCAUUUCAACAGAAAAUUAAAGAUAAAAAAGAAUCUAUAUAUUUUAGCAAUCAACGAGCACCAUUAGGAAAAUCUCAUGAUCAAGCACCAGGAUUACCUAAAGGAAUGGAUGUAAUCAAUACGACAUUUGGGACAGCAGUCAUCAGAGAAUUCUCUGCCAAAGAAGUGGUGAAUCCACCAAAACCCUAUGAAGAAGUAUUUAAAGAAGGAAAGGAGGGACACGAUUUGUAUGUUGUUUCUCACAAUGAUUAUUAUCCGGGAGAAAUGAGGAAUCGAAAGUAUAACCCAUCAAGUUUCCACAGGUUUAACUUAUACGGAUUCCCAACACCACAUUUUAAUGAUGGACGAACCAUGGCAAAAACUUUAUAUUGGCUUCAUGAACUACAAAUGAAAAGAGGAGCUAAGAUUGUAUCUAAGAGAAUUGAUGAUUUCAAAGUAAAGUUUCAACAUAAACUUGGAAGAGUUUUUGAUCCCAUUGCAGAAACAAUGAAUGUUCCCCCAGGCCACACAUUUGGAGCUUGUCUCCGUCCUGAGGAGUAUGGAGUCGGUGAUCUCAUCCAUAAUAGACUUCCCGGUGAGUAUCUUCGAGGCAAGGAUAGACAUCGAGCCCUGAUUGCAGCAGUUAGAAAUCACUUGAAGAAAGUUAAUUACCAAAACUUCGACACCUUGUUGGAAGCCUUCAGGCACUAUGACAAGAAGGGAGAUGGAAUGAUAGAUAAAGCUGAGCUGCGGGAAGCUUGUGAGCAGGCCGACCUGCAUUUAGAUGAGAAGCUCCUGGACCAGCUACUUGACUACUGUGAUGUGGAUAAAGACGGCCUGAUUAACUUUCUAGAAUUUGCAAAUUUUCUUAACUGGAAAGACAAACUGCCUCUUAAAGAGUACGAAGAGAGGGCCAUUAUUAAAGGUAGAAAACCUGAUUGUACAAACCCUGCUGAGGCUAAUGUUGAAGAAUCUGAGCCAACUCUCCUGAUAAAACCUGAAGAUAUUGUCUUAAAAGAACCAGGGAGCUCAGAUAAGACUCUGCGGACACUUCUGAGACCAAGUGAUAAAGUUUCUGAUGAGUAUAAGACAAGUUCUUCUGAGAUCAAUGCAGUUGUGGGAGCCAGUGCCUCUAUUUGUUACCCCACCUGUGGUGUUCCAACCAUUCGAUCUGAUAUUCCUGUCCCCCGAAUUCGUCGUGUCAGUGAUAGAACUAACUAUGGUGAAGAGGGCAAUGCUUAUUCAUUACUAUAUCCUACCAUCUUUGCCCAGAAAGGAGUGUUCGAAAGAGACUUCUUCAAGACCAGAUCAAAAAAAGAGAUUGCAGAGAUAUUAUGUAACAUUGGUGUCAAGCUUUCUGAUGAAGAGUUUGAACAUGUAUGGAAUCUUGCAUCAAAAAAACAUCACAGAGGAGAAGUUUGUGUUGAGAGCAUCAGAAAUGUUCUAGAUGAGCUACAGCAUGCAGACCGGAUCAAGUGUGAAACACCUAUGUGAUAUUUUUGGAGUUCAUUCAUUUAAACAAAAGAAUUAUUAAAACUGUGUUUAUAUAAAAUAUUCAAUCCA